This is a messenger RNA of Culicoides brevitarsis, 530 nucleotides long. RefSeq names its product xylosyltransferase oxt-like. Bases 193 to 507 code for a protein of 104 amino acids. NCBI's taxonomy places the organism in Eukaryota, Metazoa, Arthropoda, Insecta, Diptera, Ceratopogonidae. Gene Ontology annotation, cellular component: plasma membrane. The record is from RefSeq and is a predicted model, not a curated record. The transcript has 2 exons.
AAUUUACAUUUUUUUUUUCUCUUUUUACUUUGGGUCCUCAAUUUUGACAAAAUUUUUACAACGAGCAACAUUAAUGAAGCUCAUUCUUGUGUUUUUACGACAAAUCUCCUUUCCAACGAUUGUUUCUUUACAUUUCAACGCAAACAUCAGCCUGGCAAGUAUCUCGGAUGCUACCGCGAUCUCGAAGCCCGAAUGUUUCUGCUGAAACACGAAUUUCAGCAUGUCAACACUGUGCCGCUUUGCAUCAGUUUUUGCCGUGAACUUGGAUACGUUUAUGCAGGAGUUCAAUUCGAAUUUGAAUGUUUUUGCGGAAAUACGUUCCCGAGAGCGGAUAAAUAUCCAAAGUUAGCUGAAAAAGAGUGUGGCAAAGUUUGUCCCGGAAAUGCUACUCAAAUGUGCGGAGGAUUAUGGGCAAAUAGCGUUUACGAAACAGGAGUUGAGAUUUUUGUCAUAAAAGCUGAUGGUACUGAAGCAAUUUUGGAAAAUGAGAACUACUGGAGACAGUAAAUGAAUUAUUUUUUUCAAAAUUA